This is a messenger RNA of Caenorhabditis angaria, 4024 nucleotides long. The record is from the annotation of a GenBank genome assembly. Lineage: Eukaryota; Metazoa; Nematoda; Chromadorea; Rhabditida; Rhabditidae.
AUGGAAGAUGAAAAAGUGCUUCGACGAGAAAUCAUCAAAACAUUUCAGCUAAACGCUUUCGAGCUGAAAAGAGAGGCUGUAAAUCUUUGCACAGAACUUUUCAAAGAUAAUGACAAAGAAAAACGACAAAGAUGGCUCAAUAAAAUGAUUGCAGUUCUGAAAAAACAAUCAUGUAAGCCGACUUUCUUGAUACAUCAAAAUCAUAAGCUUUUUGUUACAGUAAAAUCUCCUUUGAUAUCCGAGGAAAUAAUUCGUGACAUUUUCCGACAAUGUAAAUCAAAAGGAGUUCAGGAUGCGUAAGUUUAUCAUGUUUUUUUUCCCCAGAACUUUUCCCCACAAUGAAAUUCCAGCGGUAAACUUCUCAAUGUUUUCGAUGCGUUCUCCUUGAAACCUUAUGAAUAUGAUGCGGAAUUGAAGAAAAUGAUAAUUCGAAAAGAAAAACCUUCGCUGGCUGCGGAUUCCGCGUCUUUCGCAAAUGCGAUUCGACAACGAUUUUUAUUGGUGAAACAGCGUGCGACAAGGUGUACGACGCUGAAAAAUCUGAAAUUUACUACUUGUGAAUGCUUGCUGAGUUCGAAUAAAACGAUUAAUGGAGUUGUUAUUCUUGGAAUGUUGACACAGCAAAAAGUGAGGAGAAUUUUAUGAGAAAUGAGGGAAAUUCAUUUUCAAAACGUGAAAUUUAUGCCAGUUGGACAUCGACUAAAUGACAUUUUCAGGUUUUUUAAGCUUGAAAUAUUGGUUUUUAAUUUUAUUCAUAUGAUAGAAUGGUCUAAGACGAACAAAAUGAUAUAAAUUUUGAUGAGUUUACGUUAUCCAUAAGUGAUUUAGCGACGUUUAGUCGAUAUUUAGUCGAUAAGCCGCUAAAUCACUUAAGGAUAACGUAAAGUCAUCAAAAUUCAUAUCAUUCUGUUCGUCUUAGACCAUUCUAUCAUAUGAAUAAAAUUAAAAAACCAAUAUUUCAACUCAUUUGCUUAAAAAACCUGAAAAUGUCAUUUAGUCGAUGUCCAACUAUAAUGCCACGUCUUUCUUCAUUUUCUACAUCAGUUCCCAAUUUCUAGGCUGAUUGCUAUCACAUCGAAGAUCUAACCGGUUCAAUCGAAGUCGAAUUCCACGACGACACACGUUUCCACCACGCACUUUUCCACGAACAUUGCAUCGCGAUUUUCGAGGGCACUUUUGAGACGGGUGUUUUACGAGUGAAUGAAGUGGCACCAGUUCCAGUUGAAUGCGCGGAUACAACGAGAAAAGAAUUGAGUUCGAAUGAAAAUUGGUUUGGUGGAGAGGAUAAGGUGAGGAAAAUUAGAAAUCUUGGAGUUGGAAAAAAAUCUUCAUGUAAACAUUGGUUUAAAAAAUACAGUUUUAAAAAAUUAUCCAAAACCGCCAUAAUAACCAGGUUGACGUCCCCAGUUGCUGAAAUUAUUUUUUCCAAAAAUCUAGCACCUUUUUUACUCAACACUUCAAAUCUUGAUGAAAUUUUGUCCAUAGGCAGCUUUUGGGGUCAUAAGUACACCCUGAAAAUUUAGGACCUCUGAGCCAAGUUCUGGGCUCUCAAAAGUUUAAAAAAUGUCAAAAUCGGCUUACAAAACACGCCAUAACUCAAUUCUCGAUCAAUUUUAUGAAAAACUGAAUAGCAGAUGAUCAUCAGCGUGGUCGAUUUACCCAAAAACCAUCAACAAAUCGAAUUUUCAGAAAAAUUUUUGAUUUUGAAAAAAAGAAUGAGCAGGGGCACAUAUGAAUUUUCAUGAAUUUUCAGCCGAAAAAUAAAAAAACUUCAAAAUUUUUCGAAAAAAUAUUUUUUAUUUAUUUACUUUUGGUAAAUCGACCAUGCUGGUCAAUAUCUGAAACUUUAUUUCUUCCAAAAAUUAUUUUGAAAUGAAUUUAUGUUGACUUUUAUGAGCCGAGCCAAUUUUGGCAAUUUUUGAACUCUUCAGAGCCCACACCUUGGCUCAGAGGUCCUAAAAAUGUAAGGGUGUUCUUUUGACCCCAAAAGCUGUCUCUGGACAGAAUUUCAUCAAGUUUUCAAGAGUUGAGUCAAAAAGUUCCCUUGUUAGAACUCCUAACUCACUUGUAUCCAUUAUAUCCGUUAUAUCCGCCAUUAUUCCAAUAAACAAGAAAAACAUCCAAAAUUUUUUUUCCAGAUCGCUUUUCGGUGUAAUGAAAGACUCGAAGCUUCUCUGGCAUCUCACCCGGAAUCUGCAAUCGUUAUUCUGUCUGACGUGUUUCUAGACGACGAAAAGGUUGUUAUUUAUUUUUUUUGCUAAAUUCUUAUUACGUCUUACAGGUUCUGAAAGGUGUUUAUCAUCUGCUCGAAGGCUAUUGCCAAAUUCCACCAGUCGCUUUUGUGUUUUGCGGAAAUUUUUGCUCGAGAACCCGACAAAAAGAGACGAUGGCUUUGUUGGAUCGCGGAUUUCGAUGGUGAAUAUUUUUUUUGGGGAGAAAAUUGGAGGUUGAAUUUGAAGAUUUUGGCUCAAGUUCAGAUUAGGAUCUUCUGGAAAAACAUCUAAAAAUAUUUCGAGAAACUUCAGAAAAACAAGUGGAAAAUGAAAAUGUUCAGUUUUUUACUAAAAAUUUGAAUUUAUCAGAAAAAUUCGAGUUAUCAGAACUCUUUUUUUCUUUUAUUCCUCAUACAUCUGAAAUUUGAUCAAAAACUGACAAAUUUGACAUUUUGCUCUCUCAAGAAACUUCCGUCGAUUUUUGAGCUUCAAAUCAAAUGCAGAAGUUUUUUGUUUCACAGUUCUUUCUGAAAUAUAUGAAAUCAUUGGGUUCAUUUCCAAUAAUGCAACAUAGAUUAAUGAAUAAUUAAUAACAUGCUCAAUGAUUAUCAGAAAGUUUCAACACAUUGUUUUUUUCAGGCUCGCAAAUCAGCUCAACGAGUUCAAAGAUUCCUAUCAAAAAACACAAUUCAUAUUCGUGCCAGGACCCGAUGAUCCACUUGUUGAUAUGAUUUUACCACGCCCAAAUCUCCCAUCGAUGCUUUUCAAACACAUUUCAUCAGUUGUCAAUUGCACUUUUGCCUCAAACCCGUGUCGAAUUCAAUAUGCGAGCCAAGAAAUUGUUGUAUUUCGAAAUGAUAUGGUGAAGAAAAUGUGUAGGUAUGUUGUGUGUGAACAGCUGAAAAUGUCGAAUUUUCGUGGCUGGCAAGAAAAUAGUAAUUAAAAAUCGCUGAUUUUUCAGGCAUUCGAUAAAUGCAAUUACGCCCGACUCGAUUCCAAGUCGAUUUGCAAGAAGUGUUUUGAGCCAGGUGAAAAAAUGAUUUCCUUUUUUUCCCCAAAAAUCAAACUCGAUAUAUACGAAUCGUACUUGAAUCACAUCAUUUUUACUCGAAAAACCGGUGAAAAAAUUCGUAAUUUAUUUAUGAAUUUUGAAUUUUGCAGGCUUUUUUUGAUCUUAGGACUUGAUUUGAUUUAGAUUCAGCGGAUCUUAUGAAAAUUAUAGAGAUUUAUAAAAAAAAUUUUAAAAUCUGAUUAAAAAAAUUUUUUCUAGAAAUCUAGGAAAAUCUGGAUUUAUUUUUUAAAAUAUUUGAAAUUUAUCAAAUUCUUGAAUCAAUAUUGAAAUAUUCAUUUUUUCCUAAAUUCUAGAAAAAAACUUAAUCGGACUAAAAUUGCUCUGGAUUGAAUUGAUCUUAAAAGGUUCCUUAAAAAUCAGAAAAUGCUCUCAGGAGUUCCAGAAAAAAUUGGAAAUUUUGGAUUUUUGAAAAAAUUAUUGAUCUUUUUUAAGAAUAUUCUAUUUUCCCCCGAAUUUUUGAACUGCAAAAAUUGAAAAAAAUUUCUUCCAGGCUCAUCUCUGCCCCCUCCCAAUGCACAUUUCCCCAGUCAUCCCGGAUUGGAGCCACGCACUUGCUCUCAACCCCCUUCCCGAUAUUCUCAUCACUGCGGAUCGUUUCGAAAGUUUCACCGAAAAUGUGGCCGGCUCUGGUUGUAUUGUCACAAAUCCCGGAUCGUUUUCGCGCAGCAAUUUUGGAUUCCAGGUUUAUUAUCCGCAACAGCGCAAAGUUGAAGCAUCGCAAAUUCCGGCGGAUUCUUGA